AUGCGUGCUUCCCUGACUUUCGGGGCCGCGGUGGCCAGCAGUCUUCUAAAUCCUGAUGAUGGCAAUGAUACCGAAAACUCUGCUGGCCAAGUCGACUCCCCACAGAGCACAGUCACCGUGUUUGACAAUAGUGGCGAAAACUCUAAUGGCUUCCCCAACGGGCAAUCUUGUCAGAUGCAGGGCACAACAACUGUAUUUGUUACUGUCUAUCCUACUGGUCCUGUCUCCAACGGCAAUGAGUCCCCUGCAGCCAUCACCGGCACUGACGGAACUCCUGAUCACACUGGUUAUCGGACCAUUCAAGUUUCUCCAUUGGACUCUUCCAAUGGAAACCGACCAACUGUCCAGGUCUUCACUACCCUGACCAUUUCAGAUCUCUGGAGUGGUGGCUCUGAUUCUGGAAACAAUCCCACUUCUGUUGCUUCAGACUUUGGCCAUGUCACCAGUGGAUCUCUUCCUUCUGAUGGUUCAUCUCCAAGCUCUGUUACAUAUGGCAAUCCUGCUUCAGCUUCGGACAAAGGUCCCGUUGAAACCGAUGAUUCUGGAGACAAUGGCAGUGCUACUCCAGGCACUGUCACUGUCCAGAAUGUUCCACCUAACUCGCCGUACUCGACAGGUAACACUGGCCAAGUGACUGCCAAUCCCAAUGGUGGUGAUGGUGACAACAGAGGCACUGUGGUGCAUCCCUCAAACCUGUACACAAUUGUCACCGAUACUGAUGUUGAGUGGGUUACCGGCUCUGAUGGAGGCCCAAGUCCCGUUACUGUCAUUUCUGAGCACACCAUCACUCUUGGCACCGCUGCAACCGAAGCCAUUUCCGGAUCAGGACCUGCGGUGACUUGCUGGACUGUUACUGGCACUGAUGGUAAAGAAACUGUGAUUGAAUCAACUUUGAACACAAAUCAGGUCAAUGGCGGUGCACCAACAGUCACCUUUGCUUCUGUUACUGGACCUGAUGGCAAUAUUUCUCCCCAGGCUGUUUCUACCGCUGUCGGCCAGCAAACUCCUGUCACAACCAUCACGGCCGGCGGCGCUAUUCCUGAUUACACAGGGCCAGGAACUGCUAGAACUACAGCCAUUACUGUCCUUGGAACCGACGGGACCGCAACUGUUCGUUAUUCCACCUGGGUCAUCGAAACUGGCCUUGUCACUGUCGCGUCUGCUGCUACAUUGCCAACUGGAGUCUCUGUUUCCCCUGGAGCUACUCAAGCGCCAUCAAAUGAUCAGGGCAUCACCAGUUGCACUAGCUAUACUGUCAUUGGACCUGACGGCCGACCAACUGUGAUUGAAUCUACCUUGGUGGUUCCUGCAUCCGUUGUUUUGGCUACCGAAUUGCCCCAAAAUCUCCCAAACGGUAUCUCCGUACAAGCCACAGCUGUUCCUGGAUCCCUGAUACCUGGUGCAGGGGCGAUCACCACUCAUUCAUCCUACACAGUUAUUGGGACAGAUGGUAAACUCACAGUUGUCGAAACUAGCUUUCUCAUUCCUGGACCUUCCGCCACACCUGUUGCGACGAUAGCCCCAUCCGGAGUCAUCACUGGCGUUCCAGGACAAGUCACUGCCGCUCCAGGCCAGGUUGGCUCUGUCGAGAUGGCAUCUCAAGGGCUGACUACUUGCCUGACGUACACAGUUCUUGGCACAGAUGGCCUUCCUACUGUCCUUGAAUCUACAGUUGUGAUGCCCAACAGUAAUGUGUUGCCGACUGGUACCAUCAUUGGUCUUCCAUCACUCGUUCCCGAGGGCCAAACCAAUGGGCUUCCUCAAGGUGUUUCUAUCCCCGCUCAAACUGGUUCAGGCUACACGACCUGCAUUACUGUUGAUGUCCUUGGCCCGAAUGGUGUUGCAACCCCCGUCGUGGAAACAAUUGUCUUGACAACACAGGAAUCGGGACUGCAAGGUGCCACUGUCCUCGCCACCUCACUUAGGUUUCCUUCUGUUGUCCCUCCGGGUUUCAGUGAUCUCCAUCAAGGGGUCAACCCAUCAGAGACUGUUUCUGUAAGCCCAAUUACCACUGCUGUUACCGUCACCGUUGUCGGGCCGAAUGGAGUCCCUUCACCUGUUGUUCAGACGAUUGUUAUCACUCCCCAGCCACAGGCGUUGACCUCUGGAGUCACAAACGCUGUGACUAUCCCAGAGGCUGCUUCGGCCGUUUCGCCUGCCUUGGAAGAAUACGGAACAGGAUCCCCGGCCACUCCUACUGUACUCUCCCCACCAGUAGUCAGCUCUGAACUUGGCGGUUUGCCUGUUGGAACAGACGUUGGCGCAAAACCGUCCAUUUUCACCAUUGUUACUGGCCCAGGUGGUAUCCCUGUCCUGUCGGUAGUCACUGCCGUACCCCUGUCUGUCUACAAUAGUCCUGGAAAUGCCGACAACAAGGGAUUGCCUGUUUCUGGUCCUGCACCACAGGGCACGCCCGGCGGAUAUGGCUGGCAGCCGGCCGGUGCUUCUCCUGCUGGAUAUGGUGCCUUAUCAUCUUUGUUCAAUCCCCAGGCCAGCCCGAUUGCAACCUCUGUCCAAACAAGCACCUGGGUCAAUGUCAUUCCCGAGCCAACCACAACAUAUACCAUGAAGUUUGCCUUGACUACUCUCACUACUGUUACUGUUCCUUCCAAGGUUUCUGUUGUGAAGCGCGCUGUUCAGCCAUUGAAGAAGUUUGUCUCCCCCGGCGCUGGCUGGGCCAAUUCGACCUCUGCGAGUCUUCCGCCUUUGACUGAGAGUGCAACAUUGGUUCCUCCUCCUAUGGAUCCUACCCCAGCACCAUCAACCCCCAGUGUUGCUGCUCUCCCUCCUGCUAAUGUAAUGUGCCCAGCUGGCGGCAAGGUCGGCAAUACUACAGUAAAUUUUGAUACAUUGAAGCCGGGUCCUCUUUUCAACCCAGCUGGAGACUUCUGGUUCUCAGAGGGAUUCCUCGUUGCGCCAUUGUCACCUCAAUCUGUUCAGGGGUACAUGGCCUCAUCCGGCGGCCAACUCGUGGAAUUUGUCCCGCCUGCUCUGACUAGUCCUGCAUCAACGGGGAGCAGUGAUACGGCUGAGAUUGGUGUUGGGCCCAACUCUCCCAAUCCCUGCUUCCGUUUCAACCUGUAUAGCGCAAAUCUGGGAUGUGCCGCUUUGGGUACCGAGCAGUGGUGUGAGUUCGAAGUCUCUGCUUACACUUACAACCAGGCCACCUCAAAUGAGAUGUCCAUUGCAUGGUCAGAGGUAAAGCGCGUGCCAGCCUGUCCAAGCUUCCCUAAUGCCCCUUGCCCUCUCACCCCAGUCACAUUUGAUGGAUUCCAGAACAUCACAUCUGUACUUGUCCGCCUUCAUGUUGGGCUUGAACUUCGCACCUGGUGGGCUGAUGAUCUGCAAUUUGGCUGGACUGAUAACAGCUGCGAAGCUGCCCAGUGUCGCCAAGCAGUUACACCUCAGCCAGUCAAGCGCGAGGUUGUCGAAUCUGCCCUUCGACGCGGUGUUUGGCGUUGGACUCCAACAGGUCACGAACGAAUGGGAGAGGAGUAUGUUUGGGACGCUUUGAACUAA
Molecule: messenger RNA, 3519 nt
Organism: Metarhizium robertsii ARSEF 23
Lineage: Eukaryota; Fungi; Ascomycota; Sordariomycetes; Hypocreales; Clavicipitaceae
Exons: 4
Coding region: 1-3519 (1172 amino acids)
Source: RefSeq, a predicted model, not a curated record